UCUUGCAAAAAGUCAAUCAAUCAAAAUCAACAAUUAUAUUUUGUUAGCCGAAUAGAGUUUUAUUUGUAAUGAUAGUUUUAUCAAUUCACUGGAAAACAGGAACUGAAAUUAUCAGUAUCAGCUGAUCCACAAGCUUACAUGAGUUUGUCAGCUGACUCUGCUGAAAUCAAUGAUUGUUUGACAAGUGAAAACCAAGGAAGAAGGAAGCAAGCAAGUGAAUUUGAGGUUAAAUUGUGUUCACAAUCUUUUUACAGAACACAACUAUUGUCGGCCGAAUUAAAGAUGGUGUGUGUUCCAUGCUUCAUGAUACCAUUCCUGCUUAUCGUUUGGCGCAUUCUCCAGCCUUUCAUCCUGAGGUUUUGGAAUCCAUGGCAAGUAACAGACAAGGAUGGUAAAAAGGUUACCAAAGUCCCGUUCAAUUGCGUCAACUGUGUGGAAAAAACAGAUGAAGAUGGCAACACAAUAAUGGAGUGCCCCAUUUCAAAGAAGCCCGCAAGUAACGACAGUGAAACUCAUCUGAAAUCUUCAUGAACCUCUUGUAUUUUAUUUCUUCUCAUUAUUGGAAUAUCAAUGGCUAUUAUAUUUGAGUUUAGAGAGCACUGGCAAAAACUGAAAAAUUUCCACAAAUCUAAGUUUUUGUUAUUUGAAAAUGGAAAAACCCAGAAGUGAGUUUCGUUCUGGAGUAUUGAUUAAGUUGAUAUACUAUUAUUAAUAAUGAUUAAUGCUAGUCAUUCCACGUACACUGAAAUUUCACCUCAGUAUGCUGCUACAGUUACGGAACACUACAAGCACAAAUUUGAACCAACAGUUUUUAAUUGAAUCUCCUUAGAAAGUCCGCUUGUAUUCCUAUCAAUUCUUGAAGCGUUGUUUUCUUCAUUCCGUUUUCACAUAACUAAUUUUCUACUAUCCAAACAUGUUUUUUAAUCAAGAUUUGUUUUUUGUUAUGUAUUGUUCAAAACUAUUAAAUCUGUUAUAAGUUAAA
Molecule: messenger RNA, 982 nt
Organism: Nilaparvata lugens (brown planthopper)
Lineage: Eukaryota; Metazoa; Arthropoda; Insecta; Hemiptera; Delphacidae
Exons: 2
Coding region: 139-531 (130 amino acids)
Source: RefSeq, a predicted model, not a curated record